Halichondria panicea is the source of this 4094-nucleotide messenger RNA. Its product is annotated as adhesion G protein-coupled receptor L3-like. Gene Ontology annotation, biological process: cell surface receptor signaling pathway; cell communication; adenylate cyclase-activating G protein-coupled receptor signaling pathway. The transcript has 29 exons. The record is from RefSeq and is a predicted model, not a curated record. Gene Ontology annotation, molecular function: G protein-coupled receptor activity. Gene Ontology annotation, cellular component: plasma membrane. Lineage: Eukaryota; Metazoa; Porifera; Demospongiae; Suberitida; Halichondriidae. Bases 82 to 3774 code for a protein of 1230 amino acids.
GAAAACUGCAAUUUUGAUUGUUCUUUUAGCAUCUCUUGACUGUCUUGUAAAUUAAUCCUGAAUGAUAACAGCCUUACAGAUAUGAUGGCACCCGUAACUCAGAGAGUGAUUGCGAUGUUGCUAUGCACUCUCAGUCAGUGCAGUGCAGCUGGAACAGUCAGCUUUAGCAGUGGCAGUGCAUCUCAGACAGUAAUGGAGGGAGGCAGUUUGUCAGUGUGUGUGAUGGCGAUACUGGACUCUGGAGAUAGUGUAGAGAUGGGACUAUCAGUCACUCCAGCAAGAGGACUUGAUGUUUCUACAAACACAUUGCAUCUGACUGACACCACUACUACUGAUUGCUGGAUGGUUACUGCUACGGAUGAUGCCAUCUAUGAAGCUGAUAGUCAGAUAUUUACACUGAAUCUUGCUCUUGUGAACCCCACUUCGUCAGAUAUUGUGUUGACAGAUCCAAGUACUGCAACUAUCACAGUAAUGGAUAAUGAAGGAGCUGUAGUAUCGCUAGUGAACCCAACUAUAGUGCAGAAUGAAGGAGAUGGUGAUGUCUCAGUGUGUGCUAGACUAGACUCUCCAGCAGGAGGGGCAGAGAGGGAGAUAUUUAUAGCACUCAAUAAUAAUGACUUCACCUUCCCCUCCAAUUCUCGUGUGGGGGCUACCCAGUGUCUGACUAUCCCAGUUACCAAUGACAAUGUGUACCAAACAAGUCCAGUGUUGAUGGAGACUGUUACUCUCAGUAAAAGUUUAGUGGUUACCAAUCAAGGAAGAUUAGAUUUGACAAACACAGUGGCAAUGGUGACUAUCAACGAUAAUGAUGAUGCUGUUGUCUCCAUGGACACUCCUACCAUAACAACUACCGAGGGUGGUGUGGUUGGUGUGUGUGCUAAUCUGGUCAGUCCAUCUGGUGGAACAAGUGUACCCAUCACUGUUGUGUUUACUUGGAAUAAUGGAGGAUCAAACUCUGCAACCUUCUCGGCUAACUCAAACGCAAACACUCUGACAUGUAUACAACUGACAGUGGCAGAUGAUGAUAUAUACGGGAUGUCUCCAAUACCAGUGUACACUGUUGUGUUGAGCAUUUCAAGCCCCAACUCAAGAGUGUCUAUUGGAGGGAUUGGUGAAACCACAAUAACAGUCAGCGAUGAUGAUGAUGCUGUUGUCUCCAUGGUCACUCCUCCCAUGACAACUACUGAGGGUGCUGUGGUUGAGGUGUGUGCUAAUCUGGUCAGUCCAUUUGGUGGAACAAGUGUACCCAUCACUGUUGUGUUUACUUGGAGUGGAGGAUCGGACUCUGCAACCUUCUCGGCUAACUCAAACCCAAACACUCAGGCGUGUAUACAACUGACAGUGGCAGAUGAUGAUAUAUAUGGAACGUCUCCAAUACCAGUGUACACUGUUGUGUUGAGCAGUUUCAACUCAAGAGUGACUGUUGGAAGAAAUAGUCAAACAACAAUAACAGUCAGGGAUGAUGAUGACAUCUCGGAAGCAACCAUCAAUAUCAUCAACGAUGAUGGCGUGGUUUGUGAAGCUGAACGUGAUUCUGUAUGGGGGCUUGUCUUCCCUGCCACUGUGGCUGGCUUUUCUUAUUCCCAGCAAUGCCCACAAAAUGGAAAUGGAACAACUUUAGGGACUGUGACUCGUUUCUGUACACUGGGUGGUGUCUGGGAAGCAGUGAAUAUUGAUAACUGCACUAGGGAAGUAAUCAGCUCACUUAAUGACAGGGCAAAUGAACUAUUUUCUAGAAAUGCAUCUCAGAAAAAUGCAUCUCAAAAUGAAGUUGACAACCUUCUUGUUUCUCUUGCGAAGGCUACUAGUGUAAAUGCAACAGGAGACUCCACCAUAUUUCCCAAAGAUCUCAGCACUACUAAUACGAUCGUCAAGUCAAGUGUGAAUUACCUCGUUCAAAACAUUGAGACCGCUAGUCCCAUGUCUUCUCUUAAUUUCAGUGAAGAAGUUAUGAACGUUCUCAACAAUGUUCUGGAAGAGAGGAAUACAGAAGGAUGGGAAAGAUUACAAGUGGAUUCUGCUGCUGAGAGUCAGCAAUUGCUGUUGAGUGCAGAGUUAUAUGGUCAGUAUGUGUCAUUGGCACUGAGGAGUGAAGCUGUGGAUACAGGCAACAUGACGGAGAUCACACUUGUGAGACAGAACAUCGUGCUAGCUGCAAUUGAAGUUGACACCACUAGUCUGGAUAACAUUAUCUUUCCUGAAGUUGUCGAAGUCAGUGAAGAAACAGGCUCAGCCCAAACUGUGAUACCAGCUGCUCUUCUUAUGGAGAGAGGCGCUCUAGAUGGGAAUGUUACAGCAGUCAACAUUCUAUUUUCCAACUUGGAGGAUUUUCUUCCAAAAACCAAUCUUGAAAUGAACACGACCAGACCAGUAUCACAGGUUAUUUCUAGUCAAGUCUUCUCCAAUGUGAAGUUAACUAACUCUCAGGCACAGGCAACCUUCAGAUUCACCACCCAAAAGUUCCCUGCAGAUGAAGUAGCCGAAAAUGCAAGAUGUGUAUUUUGGAGUGUUUCUAGUGAUGCGGCCAACAGCACGUGGUCCACGGAAGGUGUGAUUACAGUCAGUGUGGAUGAAGACGAGCAAAUGAGAGUAUAUAAUAUCGUGUGUGAGAGCAGUCAUUUCACAGCAUUUGCUGUUCUAGUGGAUGUCACUGGAGCACUGAAUGACACAACUCCAGAGAUCAGCUUUGCUCUAUCGGUGGUGACUUAUGUUGGUUGUUCCAUCUCCAUCUUCUUUCUUCUGUUGUCUAUCUUCUAUUUCUUGACAUUGAGAAAAGAGCUGCUGACCAAGGUUCAUAACUUCAUUCAUCUCAACCUGUCUAUUUCUUUGCUCCUUGGUUACGUGGUGUUCCUGUCAGGAGUAGAGACAGCUGUGGCCAACAAGGGAGCGUGUGUGUUUGUGGCUGCUCUCCUUCACUACCUGUUCACUACUGUGUGCUUUUGGAUGCUGUGUGAGGGAAUCAUGCUCUAUCUCAAGCUGGUGCUUGUCUUCAACCGAAUAUCCAAGAAAUGGUGGAUAUUCUUUAUUAUUGGAUGGGUUGUUCCAGUGAUACCAGUGGCUAUAUCUGCUGGACUGAUUCAUGACCAGUAUGGCACAGAAGAAUAUUGUUGGAUUGCUGUUGGUGCCGGUGAUAAAGGAGCCAUAUGGGCAUUUGUUGUACCAAUGCUACUAGUUGUUCUGGUGAAUAUAUUCUUCCUCUUGGCUGCUUUGCGCAGUGUCUAUAAUCUGAGAAAAUCAACCAUGCAACGAAGUGAGAAAAAGGAAUCUUUAAAGUUAUUCUCACAACUCUUCAAGGCCACUGUAAUUCUCCUUCCAUUGCUCGGACUGACUUGGGUGUUUGGUCUACUCUCAGUCAACAGCAGCACUAUUGUGUUUGCAUGGUUGUUCUCUAUCUUUAACUCACUGCAAGGCUUGUUUGUGUUCAUCUUCCAUGUGCUCAGGAGUGAAAAGGUCACAAACUUCCUAAAGCAGUGCAGAAAGAGAAUGGAUAGCGUUGUAUCAACUUCUGCCUCAGGAAAAAACAAUCUGAGCAAGAAUCCGACGAAUGGUGUUCAGCUCAAGCCAAGUCACUCUAGAUUCAACAAACACGAUCAUAGUACCAUGCAAGAUGAAGCCAUUAAAGUCGAUGAGACUGCAUCUGAAUUCGGCUCAGAGAAGUCGUACAUUGCUGGAUUGCUUGAAAAUGAUAAAAAGUGGCACGAGAAAAUCACCUUUGAUUGGAUAAAAGAUUUUUCACGCUCACAGGAAAGCCUUGAAACAAGGCUACUAUCAUAAUUAUAUUACAGCCAUUAUUAUAUACAUCCAUUAAUUUUACUGUUGCAUGUAUAGUUAUGUAUUAUUUUGUUGCCAACUCCAUUUACUUUUAUCUCUUCUAGUAUAUAGUGACUACCAUGAGUGUCCCAGUGUUACAUGCUUAUGUAUAUCAGUGUACCUUAGCCCACAUUAUACACUACACUCACUGUCGUGUGACGAUAGUCCACUUGCAUUUUCCAACAUUUACAAUAAUUAUAAAUGUUAAUUUGUGGUAGUUAAUCUGUUCCCAAAGGCCAUGGCUAUACAUGUAUACUGAUUCAGUUCAUCAUAUAUUAAUUUGU